CCGAGGUUAUGCGUCUGCUUCUUUUUUUGCCAGCUUGGGGAGACGAGUAAAAAAGAAGUCACGUAUUUAACGUAUAUUCGAUUAACAUCGAACAGCGUAUUGUUUUAUUAAACAAUUGUAAUAAAGAAUAAUAUAUUCCAUAUCAACGAAUUCAAUCAAUUUACAAAAUGCCUAAAAAAUCUGGCAAAACGCCGUGGCGGUCGGAGCCCACCAACGUGGAGAGAAAAUUCACGAAAAAUUAUUUUGAUCAUGAUGAUCGUACUGCAGAAGACGUGCCAAUGAAGGCAACAAGAAGUGUCGGAGGGAGCAGACCACGCGUAUCAUUUAAAAAGCAAAGAUUUAUGAACCGAGAGAGAUCAGAAACUUUCAAAGUGGCUUUUCUCCAAAAAAUACUCGAUGAGGAUUGUCCCAUGUCUGCUGGAUCUAACAACAAUGGUCCAGAAGUCGUUAUGCAGCAUGGACGGGGCAGAGGAAUUCCCAGGGGACGCAAUAGUCAACUUGCCCAAGGAAGAGGAAUUCGGUUGCGACAGAAUGACCCAAAAGUUAUUCCACAAAACGACACUAUUUGGUAUUCUACUAAAACACAAUCGUACAGGAUUACGAUCCCUUAUGGUCAAAGAUAUGAGAGAACGUUCAUAACAAACAAGCUGCUAAGCCUGAUUGCACCGGAAACCUUUGUACCAAUAAUGUGGAGGCCGACCGAGACUGCGGUAGUUUUCUACGUGGAUGAUCAGAAGGUUGCUAACAAGCUGCGAACGUGCGACAGGAAAAUAAUAGUCGACGAAGGUUUCAAGCUCGCGGUUCGCGUCGAUCCGGGUUUUCCUCAUUACAACAUCGAUCAAAAAAUGAGAGACUCUAUGAAACAAGCUAUGGCGAAACGUUACGUUCAAGAAACGAACGCGCUGGAUCUUGCUCGUUUUCACCAUGAUCCUGACCUCGUCGAAGAUUAUUAUUGCGCGUUAUCACGACCCUCGAUCCUUAUCGCUGCACUCGACAUCGUUACAUCUGUUAUACCAAAUCUCGAAGCUCUCAACCUCGAUCAUAAUCAACUGUACUCUUUCGAGAAAUUGAUACUGAUGAUGAAAAAGUUGACGAAUAUGAAAAUUUUAUACUUGGGCGACAACAAAAUCAGAGAACUCAAUCAAUUGAAUCCUUUGAAAGAACUGCAACUCGAGGAAUUACGCCUGGCCGGAAAUCCCGUUUGCGAUAAAUACAAGACCCGGCACGACGAGUAUAUCAGUGACAUCCGUGGAAAAUUUCCGAAGCUUCUCAGAUUAGAUGGCCAGGAACUUCCACGGCCGAUUGGCUUCGACGUCGAGAACGAAGGAACCAAACUCCCACCAACUCAGAGGAUGUUCGUAGCGAACGCAAAGGCCCAAGAAAUCGCCAGCCAAUUCUUACAACAAUAUUUUCUCAUUUUCGACAGUGAUAAUCGACAGCCUUUGCUCGAUGCUUAUCACGAACAGGCAUCCUUCAGUCUCACCUUAUCACAAUCGUACAACAGUAAUAAAUUUAAUGCCUAUCACGCCGAUAACCGAAACCUAAAAAGAGUCACCGAUGCUGUGAGACGAAGGAAACUGUUGAAAGUCGGACGUUUACCUGUCGUUUCAUACAUUUCGGAAAUGCCACGAACGAGACACGAUCUCAACAGUUUCACGAUGGAUAUAGGCCUCGUUACGGAUGCAAUGAUGAUCAUAACGGUGGCAGGCCUAUUCAAAGAGCCCGAAACAAAAGACGAACCGUUACGUUUCUUCAACCGAACAUUUGUGAUAGUACCUGAGGGAAGUGGAUACUGCAUAAGAAACGAGCAGCUCCACUUGACCUCGCCAACGCAAAUGCAAGAGAAGCAAGCUCUUCAACCGCGUCCAGUGAUGCAAGUAGCGGCUCCGGCAGUGGUUGACACCGCCGCACCAGGAAGUUCGUCCGCACCAACGUCGUCCCCUCUGACCGAUGAAGUAAGACAACAAAUGACGAUAACGCUUAGUCAACACACGAACAUGAAUCUCGAGUGGAGUCUCAAGUGUUUGAAAGAAGUCAAUUGGAAUUUCGACGUAGCUCUUAACGCGUUUCAAGAGUUCUUCAAACUCGGUCGGAUACCUCCCGAAGCAUUUAAAAAAUAGAUUUGCCAAAUUUCAUAUCUUGCAAACCUUUAACAGAACUAUUUACCACGAAGUUAUGAAAAUUCUUCACAACUCCGAGGUAUCCGUCGUAAUUAUUAAACACUCGUGAAACGGCUAAUUCCCACGAACGAUACGAGCACUAAAUAUUUAAAAAAAAAAAAAAACCAAUCACACGCACAAAUCAAACUCUAUCUAUAAUCUUAUUUCAUUCACUUUCAGUUUAAAAAGCUGAAGCGUAUGGAAAAAUAUCUCGUUUGGUAAAAAAUCGAGUACAUUUUAGUAUGUAAAACUGUGAAAUUGUCAGGAAAGCAGGAACGUAAAACGCAAAAACUCAAACAUUUCCGCGGAUAAAAAUAUCAAUUCAAAUUUUUGCCUUUUACGUUUUCUGAAUUUAUCGAAAAUCUGUUACGAUGCUUUCUUCAUCUACGUCUAAAUAUUAAUCGAUUUUUUACACAGAUCACCUAAUUCAGCUGAAAGGCAAACUAAUAAAUGUUCAUUUGGUACUCGUUGAAAUUCGACUAGAAGGGAAUUUCCCGUGCCGGUCUUACGCAGCGGCGUUCAGUAAUUCACGAAUGAAAAAAAAAAAAAAAAAACGAAGCUAUGAUAUAUUUUGAAUGGCCCAGAAGUGUGUACGAUAAAUAUUCCAGGUGGCAGGGUUGAUUUCAUUAUGCACAUAAACGUGUCGAUAAUCCUUUGUAUACUGUAUAAAAAGAAAACGAAAAACAAAAAAAAUAUCUAAAUAGUUUCGAGCAAAAAAUAUUUGAUAAAGAAAUUAGGUGAAAAAAAUAAAAAAAAAAUUCAUUUGCCCAAAGCUCGAUGGCAGUUGCGACGAAAUUUCCUUACCUGAUGAAAUUCACUGCCUUAGUUGGAAAUUGAAGAAAAAAAUGUAUAAAAAAAAUAUUAGUCAGUCUUAUCUCUAGGCCAUGUACAUGUGAUCUGAGACAACAAAGUUAUGAUUAUUUUCCAUUUUUCCGUGAAUGAACUUGAUCAUUUUUUGCCAUUUAAAAAAAUUAUUUUUCAUUUUUUUUACGUAAAAAAUAUCAUUUCGACAAAUAGUGUCUUCGCAACGAUGUUGGCUCAAACCCAUGUACACCAUUCAUUUGGAUCCAAUGAUAAAUUAUUAUUAUAGAAUCAUAAGUUAAUUUAGUUCCAUUUUUGUUCUGAACCUUCUUGCGGGGAUGGAAAUUCAAACGAUAACGAACAAUCGGCAAGCAACAAAUUCUAAAACUUUCUUUUGAAAUACUUUUUUGUUUCGUUUGCUGUAUUGUAAAAAAAAUCGAUUGGAAGUUCAUCUCGCAGUUUGUGCUCGAAAAAAACGGGUAAUCAAACAAUAAGCGCUUCACGAAUGAUCAUAUUAUUUGGUGUAUCGUGGUACAGUAAUCGCAAUCUCGUACAAGCUUUUUAUGUGGCAUUGAGAAUUUAGCGAAUGUGAAACAAAAAGCGAGGUUUAAACAGAAAAUAACAACGCUAAUUUAGAUAAGAAUUUUCAAUCGUUGCAGUGAAAAAAAUCAGUGUAAGAGCAUAAAUUCGUUUCGAUCAUUAUCAUUGGACAGGUCACAUAUUAUUUUUUUAGAUGAAUCUACACAUUAAGAGUUUGAAAAAAAUGAAAAAAAAUUUAUACGGCUUCGUGAUGAAAAGAAACAUCGAAUAAUCGUCAACUGGAAGGAAUGGGAAGGAAAAUUGGAAGCUCAUUAUUGUUCGAGGCUGGGGAAAGGGAAACAUCAUUGUUUUGGGGCCAGGGCUCUUGCCAAAGCAGGGCUCGAAGAGUUCGUUUCAUCUCGCAGUGUCUUGUGAGAUGUUGAUCGAACAAAACAGCACUGUGUCAAACGGAGAGUUCGAAGAUUGGGCCAUAUAUCGACGUGUACGUCGAUCGGUCACCAUCAUCCGUGAACAGGAAACGAAAAACUCGCUUUAUUCGUCGCCAAGAUUACUGGCUCCAUCCUCCAAUCGCUCUUCACAUUUGCGAUCGGAAGUCCGGAGUGCUGAUUCUUGCUUUUUGGGAUGAUAAAAGAGUUCCAGCUGAAUCAAAUGUAUUUUUGAUUCCCAACGUGAUAACGACGAAAAGAAGAAACAACCGUGAACAACAGCGACGAAACAUCGCCACGUUAUUCACCGGCAACACGAAUCUUCUGCAGAUACAACUUUUUUAAAAAUGCGAAAUGAUUUCAUCGAUGAUAUUAUCCACGAUUGAAUCACCGCUGGCAGUGGCAACAGAAAAAUUAAUAGCCACAUUUUUAUUUUUUUAUUGUCGAGAGGUAGAAAAAAAUUGAAAAGUCGAAGAUUUUGCAGAUUCGACGUUGAUGACUUAAACGAAAAGUAAUUCAUGCUCUUACACUAAUUUUCUCCACCGCGAAGAAAAUUUCCGAAAUUGUCAUCGUGGCCCGAAAAGCCAUUCACUUGAUAACUUUCACAACGUCAAAUUUCAUAGUUAGCAUAACUGAAAAGUAUGUCAACGAGGACAAAAGGAUUGUUUGUCAAAGAUAAAUGUAUUUUUACGUUGACUAAAAGGAAGGGAAGAUUUUCAUUGAGGAUACGAAGAUACGAAUGAGAAAAAGAGCAUGCGCUGACGAGUCGUAUUCAAAAAUUACAAAUUGAAUAUGACAGUCAUCAUUUGAGAUAAAAACUUUCUAUUAUAUUUUUCUCUUUUCUUUAUUUUAAAACGAAACAUUUUGUGAACCGUCGAAUUUUGUUGAAAAAUUUCAUGUUAAAUGGAAAAAAAACAGCGUCGUUAUUGAAAUUUCGCGAAACUAUUCUUAAUCUAACGUACGAAUGUUCAGUUUUGUAUCACUUUCUCUUUAAAAAAAAAAAAAUGUACAUAAACACGAAAGAAGAAAAAAACAUUAUUAAAAGAAAUAAAUGAAGAAAAAAAAACUAGUUAAUUUCAUGGCAACAGGAUUGAGUGCAUUGACAAACAUUGAUAUGAUGUGGAAGAAUAAAUGUAAAUGUAUAUAGUCCUAAGUAGAAAUUGAAAUUCCAUUUGAACCAGUGGAAUUUGACUUGGUGUGUCUGUGUCUUGGCCUGAUGAAAAUGAAAACAAAUAUCUAAAUAUAUAUAAUGCAAAUAUAUAUUAUGUAUAACGACGAACGAAUGUAAGAAAUAAGCGAUCAAGCCACUACGAUAAGAUAACUGUUCCGGCAACAAAAUAAUAAGAGAAGAAAAAAACGAAUAAAAGAAAUGUGACGAA
This is a messenger RNA of Venturia canescens, 5304 nucleotides long. RefSeq names its product small bristles (gene sbr). The record is from RefSeq and is a predicted model, not a curated record. Gene Ontology annotation, molecular function: RNA binding; protein binding. Lineage: Eukaryota; Metazoa; Arthropoda; Insecta; Hymenoptera; Ichneumonidae. Bases 168 to 2120 code for a protein of 650 amino acids. Gene Ontology annotation, cellular component: nucleus; cytoplasm. Gene Ontology annotation, biological process: poly(A)+ mRNA export from nucleus. The transcript is spliced from 10 exons.